UUCACUCAUAUUUAUCAUCUGUAAAUAUAUUUUGUGGUGACGUAGUUAUUUAUCAUUUGGUGGAUUAUUUUUUUGUGAUUAGAUAUUUCAAAUUUGCUUGCAUUCAAGUUUUAUCGGCUGUUCAUCAUAUCCCAGGAAACCAUUUUUCUUCUAUUCGUUAUUAUUAUUCACCAAGCAGAUUACUGUCAAGCAAUACGACAAAAAUGGCUUCAUUGAACAAAGAAGAAACUGCUCGAUACAGUCGUCAAAUGUUAUGUCCAGAAAUUGGAAAAAAGGGUCAACUUCGUUUGAAGUCUAGCUCCGUUCUUGUUGUUGGUGCCGGUGGUCUUGGUUGUCCAUCAUCGUUAUAUUUGACUGCAGCUGGUAUAGGCCGAUUAGGAUUAAUCGACAGCGAUGUUGUUGAUACUAGUAAUUUACAUCGACAAACAUUACAUUCGGAAGCUACAAUUGGACAACCUAAAACAGAUUCAGCUGUGGAUCGUCUUCGACAAUUGAAUUCAAAUGUCGAAUUUGAAAAACAUCAAGUUCGAUUAUCGGCCGAAAAUGCAAUGAACAUUAUCAAAAAUUAUGAUAUUGUCAUUGACGGUACUGAUAAUCCAAUGGCUCGCUAUCUUUUGAGUGAUGUCUGCGUUCUUCUCAAAAAACCAAUGGUCAGCGGUUCGGCUUUACAAUGGGAAGGUCAAUUAACUGUCUACAAUUACGAUGAAGACACUCCUUGUUACAGAUGCCUUUUUCCUAAACCACCAGCACCAGGAACUGUGACCAAUUGUGCUGAUGGCGGCGUCAUUGGUGUCGUACCUGGAAUUAUUGGUAAUAUUCAAGCAUUGGAAGCUAUCAAAAUAGCUGCGGGAUUGAAACCUUCAUAUGCUGGAACAUUGUUGCUUUUCGAUGGUCUUACCGGUCAAUUUCGUAAAGUCGAACUUCGAAAACGAAAAGAUGAUUGCGUAAGCUGCGGAAAUAAUCCGACUAUCACUAAAGAACUGAUCGAUUAUGAUGCAUUUUGUGGAAUCAAAUGCGAUUCAGCUCAACAAUUGAAAAUUCUUGAACCAGAAGAACGAGUGACGGUUGAAGAAUAUAAACAGGUUCUUGACUCAAACGAACCACAUUUAUUGAUUGAUGUUCGUCCUCAAUUGCAGCAAGAUAUAGUUAAAUUGGACAACGCAAUUUCUAUUCCGCUUGGCCAGAUAGUUAAAGGGGACGGAAUCGAUAAAAUCACUACAUUGAUUGGCGAAAAAUUGGAUCAAACUUCAGAUGUAAAAAAGAAAAUCUUUUUUAUGUGUCGACGAGGCAAUGCAUCUCAAAAGGCUGUCCGUGAAUUGAAAAAUCGGCUUGGCACCAAAAUUGAAGAUGAUAAUCUUGAAAUCAAAGAUGUCAUCGGAGGUAUUAGCAAAUGGGGUGAAAAGAUUGAUCCAGAAAUGCCAAUGUAUUAAUGGAUUUAUUCAAUCGACCAAAACAAAUUCCGUCCAAAAAAAUCUUUCUCUCCAGAAAAUUAUUAAUUAUCCAAAAGAUGGCAUCACAUUCUGCUGCUACCGAAAAAGUUCAUAUGAUUUCGUUUUUUUUUUUUUUAUUAGUAUUUGCACUGUAAUACUCUUAUUAUUAACAUUGUGAGUGCGUUUUAUGAUUAUGAUGAAACAUGCACCCUAAUGAUGACGGUUUCACAUUUGUCACAAGUUUAUUUUUAUUCUUUUGUUGUUAAAUCAAUAAUGAUGAUUAAAUUACCCUCAACGAUUUUCCUUCA
This is a messenger RNA of Dermatophagoides farinae (American house dust mite), 1738 nucleotides long. It is a transcript of the gene Uba4, whose product is annotated as Ubiquitin-like activating enzyme 4. The record is from RefSeq and is a predicted model, not a curated record. Gene Ontology annotation, molecular function: adenylyltransferase activity; thiosulfate-cyanide sulfurtransferase activity; URM1 activating enzyme activity. Gene Ontology annotation, biological process: tRNA wobble position uridine thiolation; protein urmylation. Lineage: Eukaryota; Metazoa; Arthropoda; Arachnida; Sarcoptiformes; Pyroglyphidae. Gene Ontology annotation, cellular component: cytosol; cytoplasm.